Messenger RNA from Microthlaspi erraticum, 573 nucleotides. The record is from the annotation of a GenBank genome assembly. Lineage: Eukaryota; Viridiplantae; Streptophyta; Magnoliopsida; Brassicales; Brassicaceae.
AUGGUCUGCAUCAGGCGAGCGACGGUCGACGAUCUGCUGGCGAUGCAGGCCUGCAAUCUCAUGUGUCUUCCCGAGAACUACCAGAUGAAGUAUUAUCUCUACCAUAUACUCUCAUGGCCUCAGCUCCUCUACGUCGCCGAGGACUACAAUGGUCGCAUCGUCGGCUAUGUGCUCGCCAAGAUGGAAGAAGAGAGCAACGAGUGCCACGGCCACAUCACUUCUCUCGCCGUUCUUCGCACCCAUAGGAAGCUCGGUCUCGCCACCAAGCUCAUGACCGCUGCUCAGGCCGCCAUGGAACAGGUUUAUGAGGCAGAGUAUGUUUCACUUCAUGUGAGGAGAAGUAACCGAGCAGCGUUCAAUCUGUACACGGAGACAUUAGGCUACAAGAUUAACGAUGUAGAAGCAAAGUACUACGCUGAUGGGGAGGACGCCUACGACAUGCGGAAGAAUCUCAAGGGGAAGCAAAACCAUAGCCACGGCCACGGGCACCAUCAUCACCAACAUGGAGGUGGAUGUUGUUCUGGUGAUGCAAAAGCUGUAGAAACAUCCCAUGCCCAAGCAAGUUCCAAGUGA